GAAUUAAUCGCCGGGCGACUGAGAAGUCUCUCGGAGAGUGCCAGGUCAUGAUGAGUUUUUUUUUUUGAGGCAUUCUUUAAGCACGAAAGCAUGCAUAAAGGAUGUGCUGGCACACAAGCAAAAUCCAUUCGAGAUCCCGAACAUGAUGUCUUACUUGGGCUCAAUGUUGGAUAUGUAUAAUGCAAAACCUUUUCUUUCUGAAGACGAAUUUGGAGGAUAUGUUAGGCUCUCUGCUCUGCCCGGGUGAAGCGGAACAAGGAGAUGAGAUAAUUAUUCUGUUUGGAUUGUACAUUCCACUUGUGUUUCGUAAAGAUGUGAAUGGUUUCUAUCGAGUUAUUGGUGAGGCUUAUGUACAAAGAUUGAUGGAUGGGGAGGCAUUGGAGUUAGACCUCCAAGUUUCAGAUAUCCGGCUCAAAUGAUACCUGUCGCGGAAGCCGACGGAAUGGAUGUGGCCAAUCAAGCUGCCAAGCCAAACCUCGCUCCGAAUUCUCUGAGCGUCAACAUGGUAACCGCGACUUGGUACUUCGAG
Molecule: messenger RNA, 529 nt
Organism: Hyaloscypha bicolor E
Lineage: Eukaryota; Fungi; Ascomycota; Leotiomycetes; Helotiales; Hyaloscyphaceae
Exons: 1
Coding region: 180-419 (79 amino acids)
Source: RefSeq, a predicted model, not a curated record